Colletes gigas is the source of this 3291-nucleotide messenger RNA. It is a transcript of the gene Dis3, whose product is annotated as exosome complex exonuclease RRP44. The record is from RefSeq and is a predicted model, not a curated record. NCBI's taxonomy places the organism in Eukaryota, Metazoa, Arthropoda, Insecta, Hymenoptera, Colletidae. Gene Ontology annotation, molecular function: endonuclease activity; RNA binding; 3'-5'-RNA exonuclease activity. Gene Ontology annotation, biological process: rRNA catabolic process. Gene Ontology annotation, cellular component: cytoplasmic exosome (RNase complex); nuclear exosome (RNase complex). The coding region runs from base 119 to 3061 and encodes 980 amino acids. The transcript has 14 exons.
AUAUAUGUUUAUACAUGUUCGAAUUUAAGAGACAAUAUAAUUACCUUUCGGUUUACGUACACGAAAAAGUGUACAUGUUAUUAUUUGAAUAUCCGUCUAUGUAAUAAGAAUAAGCAAAAUGUUAACAACGAAGGUUUUCUUUAGAAAAACCAAAGGAGGGAAUGUGUUUAAGACUGUCCGAGAACACUAUCUCCGAGAUGACAUUAACUGCGGUUCUAAAGCUUGUGAUAAAUGUCUGUACAGAAAUCGAAAUAUUAUAUUGGACGACGAAGACACAAGUGCCAAAAGCUCAAAAUUAUCACACCCUUAUUAUCUUCUGUUGGAUACUAACAUUGUUUUAGAUCAAAUUGAUAUUUUGGAAGAGGAUAUUAUUUCCAAUGUAAUAAUCUUACAAACAGUGUUAGAAGAAGUAAAACACAGAAGUUCUAAUGUGUAUAAAAAGUUGAAAGAGAUAAUUAAUACCACACGUAGAAAAUUUUAUGUAUUUGUUAAUGAACAUCACAAAGAUACUUACAUUGAACGUAAUUCUGGUGAAAGUAUGAACGAUCGAAAUGACAGAGCGAUUCGAGUCGCGACAAAAUGGUACAACACGCAUUUUACUUCUAGCGGUUGUAAUAUUACAACUGUCCUAUUAACAGAUGAUGCACGGAACAAAGAACUGGCAUUACAAGAAGGGAUACCCGUUAUUUCGAUGGAGGAUUAUGUUAUGUCGCUGGAAAAUUCAGGCUUUUUAAUGGAUAAAUUGUGUAAACGAAGUUAUGGUACAGGAAACGAUGGCAAGGAAUAUUUUCCUUGUCACCUUACCCCAUCUCAAGUACACGAUGGCAUAAAAAACGGAAAAUUUUUCCAAGGAAAAUUUGCAGCAUCAAGAGAAAACUUUUUAGAGGGAUACGUGAAUACAGAUGGAAUGGAAAAAUCCAUUUUAAUUCAAGGUCGAAGCAACCUUAAUAGAGUAGUUGAUGGUGACACAGUCGCAAUAGAACUGUUACCAGAGGAUCAGUGGUCAUCUCCCAGUGACAUUAUUUUGCAAGAUGAAGAAGAGGCAGACGCGGAUGAUGUUUUAGAAACAGAGAAAGUGUUAGACAAAUUUGUUUCUUCGAACAAAAUGCAAAAGACACAGACUGGAAAGGUUGUUGGUAUUAUUAGAAGAAGUUGGAGGCAGUAUUGUGGAAUAUUAAAUCCUAACAGUAUCGAAGGGAAUGUAAGACAUUUGUUUGUCCCAACCGAACGAAAAAUACCUAAAAUAAGAAUCGAGACCAGACAAUAUAAGGUAUUGAGUAAACAAAGAAUCAUAGUCGCCAUCGAUUCAUGGCCCCGUAACUCUAGGUAUCCUUUAGGUCAUUUCGUACGCGCGUUAGGUGAAAUAGGCGAUAAAGCGACUGAAAACGAAGUAAUACUUUUGGAGCAUGAUGUUCCGCAUAGUCGAUUCUCCGACGCUGUUCUUAGCUCACUGCCGAAAAUGCCAUGGACCAUCACAGAAACUGAUUUGGCGGGUAGAGAGGAUUUUAGACACUUAGAUAUAUGUUCAGUCGAUCCUCCAGGAUGUACAGAUAUCGACGAUGCUCUUCAUUGCAAAGAUUUGCCAAACGGGAAUCUCGAAGUAGGUGUACAUAUCGCGGACGUGACACAUUUCAUUAGACCCGGGACAGCAUUAGAUAAAGAAGCGGCUUUACGAGCUACGACUGUAUAUUUGGUUGACACGAGGAUUCAAAUGCUUCCAGAAUUGCUCAGUUCGAAUCUUUGUUCCUUGAGAGGACACGAAGAAAGAUUAACGUUCUCUUGUAUAUGGGAAAUGGACAAGAACGCGAAUAUAAUUAACACACGAUAUUGUAAAUCUGUAAUUUGUUCUCGAGCGGCUAUGACUUACGACGAGGCUCAACUGAAGAUCGAUGAUCCCGCUCAGCAAGAUUCGAUUGCAAAGUCAUUAAGAAAUCUUAAUGCUUUAGCGAAAAUAUUGAAGAGGAAACGUCUGGAGAAUGGCGCCUUGGUGUUAGCGUCUCCGGAAAUCCGUUUUCAAGUUGACAACGAGACGCACGACCCCAUCGACGUACAAGCGAAACAAUUAAAAGACACCAAUUCUAUGAUCGAAGAAUUUAUGUUGUUAGCAAACAUCUCGGUCGCUAAAAAGAUCAUGGAAGAAUUUCCAGAAUGUGCGGUGUUAAGGAGGCAUCCUGAACCACCGCCUGCUAAUUUCGAGCCUCUUAUAAAAGCUGGAAAGAAUCAAGGUUUCGUUAUAAACGUUAAUAGCGGCAAAGAAUUAGCAGAAUCUUUAGACAAGUGUCACAAAGAGGGCAAUCCUUAUUUCAACACUAUGUUGAGAAUACUGGCCACGCGUUGCAUGAUGCAGGCUGUAUAUUUCGUUAGUGGAAUGCACCAGCAAAGCGAAUACUUCCAUUAUGGUCUAGCUUGUCCUAUUUAUACUCAUUUCACAUCGCCUAUUCGAAGAUACGCCGAUGUGAUGGUUCAUCGUUUACUGGCAGUUUGCAUAGGAGCCGAUGCGACUUAUCCUGAUUUAUUGGACAAGAAGAAAAACCACGAGAUUUGUCAAAAUCUAAAUUAUCGGAACAGAAUGGCCCAGUAUGCUGAUCGUGCAUCGGUUGCACUCAACACACAUUUAUUCUUCAGAGAGAAAAUUCAAGACGAAGAAGGAUAUAUACUUUUUGUACGGAAGAAUGCACUGCAAAUAUUGAUUCCAAAAUAUGGUUUGGAAGGAACGUUGUAUUUAAACGAUAAGAAAACAUCGUCGCCCGUAUCGUUCACGUACAAUAGCGAAGAUCAUUCGCAAUCUUGCGGUGAUAUUGUAUUUCGCACGUUUGAUCCUGUCAUAGUGCAAAUAAGUUUGGACAGAUCCAACGUGCAACACGAGAAAAUAAUAUUUAAACUUGUCAAACCACUCAUUCCAGGCUUUAGUGUGCCUCUAGCAGAUGCAGCAGAAUCCUCGAUCACCGUGCAAGAAGAAAGUACAAAAGAAACUAAACGAAAGGCGGAUGAAGAAAACCCAUUGAGCAAUAGCACUAAAAGCGAAGGGAAAAAAAAGAAACGGAAAAAGAGGAAGCAUUAAGUGUUAUAUACAUUUUCCAUUUGAGAGAUCUAUUUUCGAGUAUAUUUUGUAUAUUGUGCCGUGUUAAAUACAUAAAAAGAAGAUUAAAUUAUUUUACAAUUUACGUAUACUUUAUUCUAAAUUAUAAAAUAUACAAAUUUCCUCGUUCUUACAAUUUGAUUAAAUUGAUAAGAAAUAAAAAGUUUUAUCCCUAUGAAUCAGUCGUGCUAAAAAUAAAGCGGUAGUUUUAA